Messenger RNA from Periconia digitata, 1068 nucleotides. The record is from the annotation of a GenBank genome assembly. NCBI's taxonomy places the organism in Eukaryota, Fungi, Ascomycota, Dothideomycetes, Pleosporales, Periconiaceae.
CUCCUACAUUACCAUUGUCUUCAUAGAUUCCACACAACACUCAUAAUGUCUCUCCCAACCGCUGCACUUGGCAAAAAUGGUCCUCAAGUCACUCGAGUGGGCUUCGGUCUGAUGGGGCUCUCAACAUUUUAUGGCCCUGCUAAGCCAGAUAAUGAGCGUCUAGCUCUGCUGGAUGAAGCUCACAAGAUGGGACAGCGCUUCUGGGAUAGCGCAGAUCUCUAUGGAGAUAGCGAGGAGCUCUUGAACAAGUGGUUCAAAGCCAACCCUGAGAAGCGAGAUGACAUCUUCUUAGCUACAAAAUUCGCGGCACGCCACGCUAAUGGCCAAUUCUACGUUGACAGCUCGCCCGAGUAUGCGAAGCAAGCAUGUGCCAGAAGUUUGGAGCGACUUGGCCUACCCAGCGUAGACCUCUAUUACUGCCAUCGCCUUGACGCGAAGACGCCCAUUGAGAAAACAAUCGAGGCUAUGGUGGAACUGAAAAACGAGGGCAAAUUCAAAUACCUAGGACUCUCGGAAUGUUCGGCUGAUUCUCUGCGUCGCGCACACAAGGUGCACCCCAUCACAGCUGUUCAAGUUGAAUACUCGCCCUUUGCGCUCGAGAUCGAAACAGAGCAGAUUGAUCUACUCCGUGUAGCUCGCGAGCUUGGCGUGGCUACUGUUGCGUAUUCACCGCUCUGCCGUGGACUCCUUGCGGGAGCCCUGCGUUCUCCUGACGACUUUGCCGAGGGAGAUUUCCGUCGCUUCGCUCCUCGAUUCUCCAAAGAGAACUUUCCCAAGAAUCUCGAGUUUGUAGAUCAAUUGAAUGAGAUGGCAAAGAAGAAGGGAAAUGGGGUUACCGCAUCUCAGUUGGUAUUGGCUUGGUUGCUCGGACAGGGCGAAGACAUCUUCCCUAUCCCAGGUACGACCAAGUUGGAGAGGCUGAAGGAGAACAAUGGGUCGAUGAAGGUUGAAUUGAGCAAAGAUGAGCUGCAGCAGAUUCGAAAGCUAGCCGAAGAGACAGAAGUUCGUGGCUCGAGAUACCCUGAGUCUGCUGCAAGCCAGUUGUACGUGGACACGCCGCCUUUGUAG